This is a messenger RNA of Moneuplotes crassus, 1607 nucleotides long. The record is from the annotation of a GenBank genome assembly. Lineage: Eukaryota; Ciliophora; Spirotrichea; Euplotida; Euplotidae.
UUUAAGAUGGCUAUGUACGCAGAGAUCUCCGCAACGGUUAUAAAGAAAAUGAGAAUCAAGCCUCAGAAAGAUAGCUCCCCGCCCAAGAAGAAGAGAGACUAUAUACAGACAGUUAAGGUGAUAGAUGGAAUUUUCAUCGGUGGAUCAGCAACUGCAUCUGAUGAUGCAUUUAUUCACUCCAAUAAAAUUGGAUAUAUAAUCAACUGAUGCCCAGAUACAGAAAUAGAGAACCAUUUCAAAAAUGGACAUAUACAUUACCUAAAUCUGGGAUGGAAAGAUACGAAAAAGUACCCUAGAGGAAUUGAAAUUACCUCUGGAAUAAUUACAAAAAUAUUCACCUUCAUUCAGACUGCCUUGGACCGUAAUUCAGUAAUCCUGAUCCACUCCAAUAGUGGUAUGACAAGAUGUAUCUUAGUAUGAGUUGUGUUCUUCAUGAAGAAGUUCAAAUGGAGCAUGACCAAAUCUAUCGAGUAUAUGUACCUCCUCAGACCGAAUCUCAGCCUAAAUCCAUCCAUUAUCACUCAGCUCAGGAUGUACGAAAAGAUCAGUAAGAAACAUUUUAUCUCCUACGACUGGGAGGAAAUAGAUUUGGAAGGAGAGUAUAAAAAUGAAGAGAUCCUUCUCUCCAACACCUACCUUAACAUCAUAAACAACAUGCAGAAAAAGAACACUCGUAAAGCGUCUAAGGACGAUGAACAGGAUCUGAAAAGCAAAGAUUCCUCUGAGCCAAGAGUAAAAUGGGUUGACAAAGAAUUAAAUCAAAAUUUGGCUACUCUUGUCCCAGAAAAUUUCAAAAGAAACAGCAAGUCACCAUUCAUCAGCCUUGGAGAAAUUGACCCUUUUGUUAAAAACCCCAAAUACAAUGAAAAAUCUGUGCCAAUCAGCGAUAUUGAAUCAGAGGAUCAUUCUUCAAUAGCUGUACCCAGGACAUCAAUUAAAUAAGGUCAGAAGGAAGAGGCAAAUGUUUUUCCCUAAUCCUAUUGCAUCCCCACAGAAAAGAAAAAGCUCUGCAGUAAUUAGUGAGAUGUCAAAACGGUCAAAGUCAGUUCUUGGACUCAGCACAGAUGACCAUACUCCCAGUCUAAAUUCAAAAGAGCCUUACCGGGAGAGCGAAAGAACAGUCUAUGGUUACAUUAAGCUACCUGGAAACACUUCCAAGUUCAGCAGGAAUCCUCAUCAAAAGCCGUUUAAUUUCAAGAAACAAAAGAUAGAUAAGGAAUUACUAAAGAAUCUCGAAGAAAGAAGGAAUCAAAUGAGCAAGACCCAGAAUUUUUAUCUCUGAAAGAAGAGAAAUAAGGUGAAGUACAACUUUUCAAAUCUCGAAAAGAAAAUUAGUAUAAUGGAAAUGGUGCCUAAGAGCAAUAAUUAUACAAUAACUCCUCCGGAUGAAGAUCUGAGCACUAAUCUAUCAACUUGGAGUUCAACUCUUAAAAAUAAAAAGAGGGAUAGCAAGGCAGAGAUAAGGGCAAAACUUGCUUUACUUCGGAGCCAUAGUGAGGAUCGGGCUAAGAGAAGGUGACUUCAACUAAAUACGGCUCAGUACCAUCCAUUUUAUAACACCCCCAGUAAUUGAAUUCUUUAACGUGCAUAAUUAAUUUAUUGAAGAU